AUGCGAGGAGAGCCACGGUCAGCGACCCUACGAUGCUACUCCGCAGACGCUCCCCAAUACGGCCACGUUCAUCUUCAUCAAAUCCCCACGAUUCCCACCACGAGCCACGCUAACGAAGCGAGCGUUAUCAGCAGACAAUUAGUUGGUGGCGAGGCUAAGACGCAGACUGACGACUCCACGAGUAGACUGGGGAACGGUUCGACUAUCGGUUCAAAGAGGGGAACGGCACACGACUCGCCACUAGCCCAGUUUAGGAAGGGAAUCUACGACGCAGCGACACCACGGCCCGACGUCACUGCGAUAUCCGGAAUAUCGCCAGGAAGCAGACGAGGAGGCGAACGACGCGAGGGACCCUCUUGGCAGCCGAUGGAUGGCGAGCCUCUUUUGAAUGUUUCCCUUGGAGGUUUCUUUAUCUUGGACGUUUAG
Molecule: messenger RNA, 426 nt
Organism: Sporothrix schenckii 1099-18
Lineage: Eukaryota; Fungi; Ascomycota; Sordariomycetes; Ophiostomatales; Ophiostomataceae
Exons: 2
Coding region: 1-426 (141 amino acids)
Source: RefSeq, a predicted model, not a curated record